Diatraea saccharalis (sugarcane borer) is the source of this 6954-nucleotide messenger RNA. Lineage: Eukaryota; Metazoa; Arthropoda; Insecta; Lepidoptera; Crambidae. The record is from the annotation of a GenBank genome assembly.
GACUCAGUCAGUGCUCGCGAAUCCGCCGCGCAGUCCGCACAAUGCGCUCCCAGUGACGCGGGAAAUAGCCAAGCUGUAUCUCCGCGAGUACGCCGGCGAAGAGGAGCGGCCGCCGUGCCGGGAGGAGUGGCGGCGGCAGGACUGGGGCGGCGGGACGCGAGGGCGUCUGCCGCAGGUGGACCGGAGUCCGUCGCGGCGCAGCCCCUACCUCACGCGCGAUGACGAGCCCUCGCCGGCGCCCGAUGAGCGCGGCCGCUCGGCCUCCGCCGGGGCGCACCACCGCGCGCGCCCGCGCCCGCUCCGCUACCAAUCCCUGGAGCGGGACUACGACCGCGCGUACCCGCCGCCGCCACCCGACGAGGAGUACUACAGGAGAGAACCACCCCCCCUCUUCCUCGGCGAACUGCAGUCCCAGAACUCCGACCUUCAACGGGAGCUGGGCAACCUCAAAAAGGAACUGGAACUGACCAAUCAGAAGCUCGGCUCCAGCAUGCAUAGCAUAAAGACCUUCUGGAGCCCCGAGCUGAAGAAAGAACGAGCUUUGAGGAAGGAGGAGAGCGCCAAAUACAGCCUUAUCAAUGACCAACUGAAACUGCUCAAUCAAGAAAAUCAGAAACAAGCGAUGCUCGUUCGUCAGCUCGAAGAAGAACUAAGACUGCGUAUGAGACAACCAGCGCCGGAGCUUCAACAACAGCUAGAAGCUUUGUUUGCCGAGAACGAACAUCUGCAGCGAGAGAUAGCGAUAUUAAGGGAUACAAUCAAGGAACUAGAGUUAAGGAUCGAGACACAAAAGCAAACACUACAAGCGAGAGAUGAGAGCAUUAAAAAAUUAUUGGAAAUGCUACAAAACAAAGGAAUGGGUAAAGAGGAAGAAAGACAAAUGUUUCAACAAAUGCAGGCCAUGGCGCAGAAACAGGAGCUCAAGGCGACGGCGGACACGCUGCGGGCUCUGCAGAUCCAGCUGGAGCGGGCGCUCGCGGCCGCCGGACUGCCGGGGGGCAGCGCGGGCGCGACCCUCACCGCCGUCCUCGAGACCAAGGAAGCCCGCAUCGCCACGCUCGAGCGGCAGGUCGCGUUGCUCGAAGGCGAGCUGGCCGCGCUCGUGUCGCCGCCGCCGCCCUCGCUCGCGCCCUCGCACGCCUCGCUAUACGAUAAGGCCGACCCUCCCUUCAAGAGACAAUUGGACGAGUUCCGUUUGGAGAUCCAGAGGCGGGAUCAGGAGAUAUUGGCGAUGGCGGCAAAGAUGAAGGCUUUGGAGGAGCAGCAUCAGGAUUAUCAACGCCACAUCGCUGUAUUGAAAGAAUCCCUGUGCGCAAAAGAGGAACACUACAGCAUGCUGCAGACUGAUGUGGAAGAACUCAAAGCACGCCUUGACGAAAAAAGCAGAUUAGUGGAGAAGAAGACGGCAGCAGCUUUAGCGGCUGCCCACGAGCUAGCUGAACUGAGAGACCAUUCUGAGAUCAAGGAUAGGAAGAUCAAUGUACUGCAGAGAAAGAUUGAAAACUUAGAAGAUCUUCUAAAAGAAAAGGAUAAUCAAGUGGAUAUGGCCAGAGCUCGACUCAACGCAAUGCAAGCACAUCACUGCUCCUCAGAAGGUGCUCUAUCGUCUCUCGAAGAAGUGAUAGGAGAUAAGGAGAAACAAAUUCAACAACUCCGGGAACAAAGAGACCGUGCGGAACAUGAAAAGAACGAAGAAAGAGAACUUCACGAAAGAGAGAUAGCCGAAUACAAAAUGAAACUCCAUGCCCUUGAAAGCGAAGUCGAGAAACUCGGCGCUAGACUUGAAAGGGCGCAAGCUGAGAAAGAUAGACUCGAAGCUAAACUAGAAAGCUCACAAAGUGAGCUAGGGAAAUCUAAGGCUGAACUUGAUAAAGCUGCUAGCGAAGUCGGUCGAUCGGGAGCCGAUUGGGAAGCAGCGAAGCAACGCUUAGCGCGGCUCGAAUUAGAAAAUGAGAGACUCAAACACGAGUUGGAAAGAUCACAGACAACAUUUGGUAGAAGCACUUUGACUACGUCACAGGAACUUGAUCGAGUGCAAGAGAAGGCAGACAAGCAAGCGACUGAGUUAAGACGUACUCAAGCUGAAUUGAGAGUUACUCAAGCGGAUGCUGAGAGAGCCCAUGCUGAAGCUGGUGCUCUUCAGGAGAAAUUGGAAAAAUCCCAAGGAGAAGUUUACCGUCUUAAGGCGAAGCUUGAAAAUGCACAAACCGAGCAAGACAGCCUCAAAGAAGAGUAUGAUCGAAUCCAAUCUUCGAUCAGUCGCCUGCAUUCGGAGCGAGACAAGGCAAUAGCUGAACUAGACAAAGCUAGGGAAGAGUUGGAAAGAACUCAGGCGACACUAGGCAAGGCUCAGCUCCAACAAGACAAACUGCAAGCCUCUCUAGACAACGCUCACUCGGAAAUAGAUAAGCUGCAAGAGAAGUUAGACAAAGCCGCUGUUGAAAACAGAAAGCUGCAAGUCGACCGCGAAAAGCAAGCUUACGACUUCGAAUCGCUGCAGUCACAACUGGACAAAGCACUUGGGCAAGCAGCUCGUCUCCAGAAAGAAAGAGACACAGCGCAGCUCGACACGGAGCGGUUCAGAGACAAACACGACAAAGCACAGGCCCUUGUUGCGCGUAUCCAGAAAGAGCGAGAUGCAGCGCUGGCUGAAGCUGCAAGUUGUCGAGAGAGGGCAGAAGCAGCCGCGGCAGCAGCUAACAGAGCCGCCAGAGACCGAGAUAGCGCUGCAACUGAGUUGGAUGUAUUACGAGAAAGGUGGGAGAAAGCGCAUCAGCAGCAUCAGAAACUCACGAUGGAAAGAGACGACGCCUUGACGGAGGUUGAAAUAUUGAAAGAAAAACUAGACAAAGCACUCUAUUCUACGCAAAAGACCAUAGAAGAGAAAGAGACUGCGCACAAAGAAUACGAGAAAAUGCUUGAAAAGUAUGAUAGGUCCCAGAAUGAAAUCUAUAGACUGCAAAACAAGAUCGACAUUUUAGAAGCCGAUAAAGACCGUCUCGAACUAGAGCUGGAGAAACAAGUGCAUCUGUCAACGAAGUCAAGGGAAGAUCACAGAAAACUGCAAGACGAGUUGGCUCGGUUACAGGAAAUGUAUGACAGAGCAUCUUUACAACUAGGCAGGACUAAAGAACAAGAGGAAAAAGCUAAAGAAGAUAUGGACAGAUUACACGUAGACAUAGAAAUGGUACGAGAAAGAUAUGAGAAGAGUCAAAUAGAACUAAGGAGACUCCAAGCUGAAAAAGAAAAACUCAUUGCCGACAAUGAAAGAUUGCAAUUUGAGUAUGAUAGGGCGAUGACACAGUGUGGUAAAGCACAAGCGUCUAAUGAAAAGACGCAAGAAGAAAUGGCCAGAGUGCAAAUUGAGUUGGAAAAAAUGUACGAUAAGCACGAUAAAGUGGCUUCAGAACUAAGAAGGGUUCAAUCCGAAUUAGACAAAGUUAAGCAAGAUGCGAGUGGUGCUAGGGAAGAAGCUGAAAGAUAUGCUGCUCGUUACGGAAAAUAUCACGAUACAAAAGAAGAACAUGAGAGAACGAAGUUGGAGGUGGAAAGACUUCGCACACGGUUAGAGAAGACCACAUUAGACUUGGAGCGAGCGCGGAAGGCUGAGGAGGAAGUACUCCGUCUACGUUCGGAGCUGGAACGCAUCGAAGGUCUCCGAGGUAAAUACCAAUUCGAACAGGAUAAGUGGACCAAUGAACUUAACCGAAUGCAAGCUGAGCUUGACAAACAACGAGAACGCUACGAAGCGUCGCAAGUGGAAAUUCAACGUCUGCAAGUUGAAAAGGAACAGGCUGAGACAAAAUUGCAUGAACUGAAUAUUCAGUUAGAAUUAUCAAGGAGCGAAGUAACCAAACUGAGUGCAGCGUUGGAGAAGCAGCGUACUGAUCUUGAACGUGCUCAUAUUGAGUGCGAGAAGUUCAGAGAUAGGUGUGAAAAACUAAAAUUACGUUCAGAACAACUAGAUAAAGAUAACGAAAGACUCAAAGGAGAAUUGCAACAGAUUGAGAGGAUGAAACUUCAAGCGGUUGCUGGUGACAAAGCGCGUACUGAAGAUAGACUUGAAAUCGAACGACUACGUGAUAAACUCGAAAAAGCGAUCCAAGCGAGAGAUUCAACAGAAAUGGAGGCGGGUAGAUUGGCUAAAGAACUUGAAAAAUCACAGAUUCAUCUAGUCAAAUAUCAAGAGACUAAUGAAACAACUCGAGUGGAAUACGAUAGAAUGACCAACGAAUUGGGAAGAAUGCAUGAGCGCCUUGAACGAACUAUCCUGGAGAUGCGUCAAAUUGAACAAGAGAGAGAUGCCUUGAGAGCAGAGAUACAGAAUACGAGACGAAAUGUAGAACAGCAACAAAGAACAUUAGACCAUCGAACGCAAGAAACGUUAGUGAAACUUCAACAAGAACUAGCUCAAUCGGUGAGAGAUAGGGAAAAAAUGGCGUCCAUAUUGGAACAGCGGGACAAACAAGCAGAUGCUAUAGAAAAGCAAAUAGUUAAAUUGGAAGCGGAUACGAAACAGCUGACCAUCGAACGCGAUCAGCUCGUAGCUCAAUUAGAAAAGUCUCAGGACAUGCUCGUAAACUUCCAGCGGGAGUUGAAUGCUUCAGAGGCCGAGUUGCAGAAGCAACGCGAAGAAGUGCGUAGACUAAAGGAAGAACAGAGAAAGUUGGCACAGGAUUCAGAACGGGGCGCGAAAGCCAUCCUCGAAAAUCGUGAGCGCGAAAUUGUGAAAUUGCAACAGCAAGUGCAGGCAGUUACAAAAGAAAGAGAGACUAUAAGACAGCGUGCGGAAAAAGCUGAAAAGGAAGCGCAGAAAGCGGGCGAGUUGGACAAGUGGCGGGCCGCGGUCGAAGCGGAAAAAACAAAAGCUAUUGCAGCGGAAAAAGCGCUAUCUGAGUGCCAGCAACGGUUACAGUCAUUGGAAAAACAAUUCCAGGCGCAACAUCAGCAACUGCAGCAGAUGCAAGCACGCGGCCCAUCGGACGUGCGCGAGGUGCAAAAGCAGCUUGAAGCGGCGCAAGCAGAAUCGCGCUCGCUCGCUGUCGAACGAGAACGGUGCCAGGCACAACUCGAGAUGCUCGUUCAAGAGUUGGAGAAGAGCCAGCUCGAUCUCCACGAAGCGAACAAGAAGUUACAGGCAGCUGGCACACAGAACGCAAGAGCUGGGGAAGAUACAGCCCAAGCUAAGAAGCAGCUGCAAGAAGAAUUUAAGAAGCUUGAAGACGCGAGGAAACAAUUUGAAGAACAGAGAAGAACAUUUGAGAAUAAAAGGAAAGACGUGGAAGAGAAAGAAAAGUCGCUUGCGGAGUUAGAUCGACAGUUGAAGAAGAGAAAAGAACAAAUGGACCAAAUGGAAGCAUCUUUGAGGAAGGCCGGCGGAAGCACAGCAGCGGUAACAGAUUUGAACCGUAAGCUAACUGAUACACAGAAGGACGCCGAGCAACUGAAACAACAGCUGGAACAAUCGAAAGAAGAAGCGAAGAGACUCACGACAGAAACGGAAAGACUGCUGCAGCUGGUUCAGAUGUCGCAAGAAGAACAGGCGCAGAAGGAGAAACAGAUUAUGGACUUGCAACAAUCUGUGAGGAACCUUCAAGCCAAACUGAAAAGUCAGCAACAAGCACAAGCACAAAGAGAAGAGGAGCUGAACAGAGCGAGGCAGAGUGAGGUUGUGGCAAUAAACGAUUUGACACAAACGCUGAGAGAGAAAGACAUUUUAAAAGCAAAGUUAGAGGAGAGCAAAAUGAAAGUGAUAGAUCUAGAAAUAGAGUUGAACGAAUCAUCGCUCAUACUGUCUGAACUGUUAAAGAUAUCGAAAGGGCAGGAGUUGAAAAGCAUGCAGAGAAGCAAGAGCUUCUUUGAACUGCAGAAAAGUGGUAAGGUAGCAGAGAGGCUUGAUAAAUGCCGUCACAGUAGAAGUUACAAUGAAUUGGACGUAAUGAGUAUAGAUAAACAACCAAAUGUUCAAAAAUUGACUAGGAAAAUAAGUGACUUAACCAAAGAAGUAGCUGUGAAGAACUCUAAAAUCAUCGAACAACAGCGUUGCAUAUCUAUACUAGAAGACGCGCUUAGAGAAAAUAAUAAUAUAGCUGAAUUUGAGCAAUUAUUGGCUGUAGUUAGAAGCAAAGAUGAGAGAAUCAACGAAUUAGAACAAAUCGUCAAUAAAAAAUCUGGAGCCAGUGAAGGUGAUUACAAAACUAAACGAAUAAUGGAGUUAGAGAAUGCUUUAAAGGAAUCGUUUAUGAUAGCAGCUGAAAGGGAGAAAGUGUUUUAUGAAGAAGAACAAAGGCGAAUCGAAACUCUGCAUAAGAUGCGCAAGAUGGAGCAGCGAAUCAAGUCACUACAGAACGCUUCAGCACUAAGUUGUGAAACAUGUUCACCGCUAAUGAAACGGCUGAAGCGUCUGGAGGGUGAUCUGCUCACCUGCCAGGCAAAAAGGGACGGAGUACUGCAUACAUUGGCGCAUGUUGUUCAAAAUAUCCUGGAAGAGCUGAUCACCGACAAAGAUAGCAAUAUAGCCGAAUUGGAGAUGAAAGGUGUACUGGACGAGGCAGACACAGCAAGAUGCGACGCGCUCAAAGCCGAGCGAGAUAGACUGCUCAAUAGACUUAAGAUUGAAAAUGAACGUAUAGUGGAGAUCGAGCGUGGCGUGUACCAGGAGCCCAUAGGUGAGGAGGAAGUUAGUGCCCCUGAGCUCACGCUUGCCGACGCGCUACUGCCCGCCUGCGACGACAAUGUAAUUGUCUGGGAGAACGACAUCCCUGCAACAGUACUCUGACGUCACAGCUAAGUCAAAAACUAAAUGUAUAUGUGGCAUUAGCAUCACGCACUUGUCACCCCAUCACCGCUACCUUACCAAUCAUCGCUUUAUCACUCCAACAUAAUACCGUAUACUGCCAAAUAAAGCAGAAUGAAUACAUCGCCCUAGCUUGCAAUAUCGAACGCGUUAGUCAC